AUCGCCCAUCUCUAGUUGCAACCAAAACAAGGAAACAAGAAAGAAAAUAUAAACAUUUCGUAUAUUUCUGUAAAUGUUCUGGAAAUAACCUUUGUAAUCACUUCUCUAGGAGCUAUAUGUACAUACUUAAAGUACUGACAACCCAAGGACGCCUGGCAGUCAAAGCCGAACGAUAGAACGAACAGAUGUAAGCACAAAAUAAUUCCAUCUUUGCUGAGAAAAAUUAGACCGUUCAUCUGGGCUUGCCUAAUCUUGACCAGUUUAUUGUGAAAGCUUGCAGUUACCACAAUGGAGUCUCCGUCGGUCUCCAAGACAGGGAAUGACUUCUUCUACGGCUGGGAUCUGCUCUACAAGACAGUCCAGUCGGAUGUCUACAAGAAGGCGGACCUGCUAAUAGCCCUCGUCCACUUUCUGUUGACCAAACACUACAACUUUCGCUGUGUGGGUGUAGGCGAUGAUAAAACUUUGCCGGAAGAGGAGGGCAGCGAGCUGCUGCCGGACAGCUGGAACGAUGACGAUACCAAGUACUCGCUGCGCUACGUGCAUGACAAGCAGCUCUACCUGCUCUUGGGCCACAUUACCGAGGAUGCCCUGCUGGUCAACAUGAUGGACAUCAAUACCAAGAAGGUGUCCAAUAUCUGCCUCACCCCAGAUACCCUGGUGGUCGUCGUCAAGGGCAGCAUUAACACUGUGAUGCCAACCGCCUCGGAGAUUGUGGAUCGUUAUCGCAAGGAGCUGCUGGAUCCGGUCUUCACGGGCAACUCCCGUGAGGUCACCACCCAGACGACAACAAGCACAACCGCUCCACGCGCAGAUCCAUUACGCAUUGGUGAACCUAGACGUCCAGGAUCCUACACCCCUUACGGUUAUGAUCCUCGCCCUUUUGGCUUUCCGGACAUUGGACGCGGAGACCUGGAUCCACUGGGUCGCGGUGGUCCUGGUAACUUGUUUAGUUUCCCCUCGCGCCCAGAUAUGGGACCUGGGCCAGUGCCUCGCUUCGAUCCGUUUAGUCCCCUCAAUCCCAAUGCAGGCCGUGGACCAAAUCCGGAUCACAUGCGUCCACCGAAUUGGGACUCCGAUUAUUUCAUGUGAUUAUGCCACGGAGCAGCGCAUCGUGAAGCGAUUAAAAUCUUAAGUUAAUAAUAA
Drosophila kikkawai is the source of this 1146-nucleotide messenger RNA. RefSeq names its product Proteasome inhibitor 31 kDa (gene PI31). Gene Ontology annotation, molecular function: proteasome binding; endopeptidase inhibitor activity. Gene Ontology annotation, biological process: proteasome-mediated ubiquitin-dependent protein catabolic process. The record is from RefSeq and is a predicted model, not a curated record. Lineage: Eukaryota; Metazoa; Arthropoda; Insecta; Diptera; Drosophilidae.